Messenger RNA from Struthio camelus australis, 921 nucleotides. The record is from RefSeq and is a predicted model, not a curated record. NCBI's taxonomy places the organism in Eukaryota, Metazoa, Chordata, Aves, Struthioniformes, Struthionidae.
AUGGGGAAAAAUAGUGUGACAGAGUUCAUUCUCUCAGGGCUGACAGACUGCCCGGAUCUGCAGGUCCCUCUUUUCUUAGUUUUCUUGGCGAUGUACGCUGCCACGCUCUUGGGAAACUUUGGCAUGAUUGUAUUAAUCAGGAUGGAUCUUCACCUUCACAUUCCCAUGUAUUAUUUCCUCAGCCACCUGGCUUUUGUUGACAUUUGCUAUUCCUCUGUAAUCAUCCCCAAAAUGCUGAUCCACAUCUUGGAAGAGGAGAAAACCAUUGGUUUCUCAGGGUGCGCAGCCCAGCUGUGCUGCUUUGUUGUCUUUGGGAUUGCCGAGUGCCUUUUGCUGGCUGUCAUGGCAUAUGACAGGUAUGUGGCCAUCUGUAAGCCCCUCCUGUACCCUGUCAUCAUGUGCAGGCAGACAUGUGGAUGGCUCGUAGUUGGUUCCUAUGCAGUCAGCAUGUUGCAUGCAGUGACGCAUGCCACUUUCAUCUUUACUUUUUCCUUCUGUCAGUCCAAUAUGAUCAAUCACUACUUCUGCGAUAUUCCCCCACUCAUAGCUCUUUCCUGCUCUGACACCCACACCUACAAGGUUGUUGUCUUUGCUCUUGUCAGCAUAAAUUGUCUCAGCACAAUGACAAUCAUCUUUGUCUCCUAUAUUUAUAUCCUUCCUGCCAUCCUGAGGAUCUGCUCUCCAGAGGGCAGGAGAAAAGCCUUCUCCACCUGUGCCCCCCACCUAUUGGUUGUCACUGUGUUUUAUGGGGCGAUUUUGUUCAUGUACCUGCGCCCCAGCUCCACCUAUGCAUUGGCCAAGGACAAAGUGGCCACACUGUUUUACACAGUCAUGACUCCCAUGCUGAACCCCUUGAUCUACAGCCUGAGGAACAGGGAGGUGAAGGUUGCUGUGAAAAGAGCAGUUCGGAGACUGCAAUAA